AUGGGAGUCUUCACCCCACGGCCGCCGUCACACAAUGGGAAGGCCGGUGCUACUAUGCAUCUUGACGAACGAAAGGUGCAAGUACAACCAGGAAGCAAGAGCAAGGCAUGGUACUUUGACCAUGUACUUCCCGUCAUUCAUACUUUAGAGAACAUCAAGGUGCUUCCACUAUGCAGCCCCAUCGAGCCCAUCCAUGCUCCCCCUGUUGCUGCUCCAUGCCCUGCCCCCCCCCCCCCCAUGCCGCGGCUACUGGCUGCUGUUGGGCCUGCACGGCCUGGUACUUCUCCCACGGAUACUUCCACUGUCCAGGCUGUUAGCAGCACCUCAUGCCGGGGCGGAUGCGCUGCCGCUGCAGGACCCAGACCAGCCGGUGCCAGCUCCUCUCCUGCCCCCUACCUCUACCCUAGACAGCUCCAACGAGAGAUCCAUGUCAUCGGCUGCUCAGCGUCUCUCCCUUCCCAUCUCUCUUCCAUCAUCCUCUGCCUCUCGUACCUUACCUCCAAAUCUACUCUAUUACCUCUCGCCCUCCCUCAUCUUGUGUCUCUCUUCCUAAAUUACCCAGCAACUGCUCAGACAACAAUCCCUUUGUCUUUGCCUACCUCAACGUACCCCAUUAUCUACUUCUUCUUGUCCUCUUUGCAUCAUCACCUCUGGCCCUUGCGCCUUAUCGCCCUUGGCCCCCAUUCUGACAACGCUAAAUCUCCAUUCUGCUCUCCAAAGUACUCACCACAACCUUUCCCCCAUCAUCACUCUUCUACACUUUCCUCGCUCUCUUCAAGUCAGCAUAUCCCGUCUGAUCUUUCUGCUGUGCCUGUUUCUUCUUCUGUGCCAUCCUUAGCCUUCCCUGCCCUCUUCCCUGGGUACGAACGCAUCGACAAGUAUACACCGCUUUACUUGCUUGCCUGA
Messenger RNA from Colletotrichum paranaense, 906 nucleotides. RefSeq lists its product as uncharacterized. The transcript is spliced from 3 exons. The record is from RefSeq and is a predicted model, not a curated record. NCBI's taxonomy places the organism in Eukaryota, Fungi, Ascomycota, Sordariomycetes, Glomerellales, Glomerellaceae. Bases 1 to 906 code for a protein of 301 amino acids.